Messenger RNA from Nestor notabilis (Kea), 862 nucleotides. It is a transcript of the gene POLB, whose product is annotated as polymerase (DNA directed), beta. Gene Ontology annotation, cellular component: nucleus. Lineage: Eukaryota; Metazoa; Chordata; Aves; Psittaciformes; Psittacidae. The annotation marks the transcript as partial. The record is from RefSeq and is a predicted model, not a curated record. Gene Ontology annotation, biological process: double-strand break repair via nonhomologous end joining. Gene Ontology annotation, molecular function: DNA binding; DNA-directed DNA polymerase activity. The transcript has 11 exons.
GAUGGAGUAGGCGCUAAAAUAGCUGAGAAGAUAGAUGAGUUCUUAUCCACGGGAAAGCUGCGCAAACUGGAGAAGAUUCGACAGGAUGAUACAAGUGCAUCUAUCAGUCUCCUGACACGAGUUACUGGCAUUGGUCCUGCUGCUGCCAGGAAGUUUGUUGAGGAAGGAAUUAAGACUUUAGAAGAUCUAAAGAAGAACGAGCACAAGCUGACCCAUCACCAGCGAAUUGGGCUGAAAUAUUUUGAAGAUUUUGAGAAAAGAAUCCCAAGAGAAGAAAUGCUGCAAAUGCAGGAAAUUGUGCUGAAAGAGGUAAAGAAGCUGGACCCAAACUAUAUUGCCACAGUCUGUGGCAGUUUUAGACGAGGCGCAGAGUCAAGCGGCGAUAUGGAUAUUCUCCUGACCCACCCGAGUUUCACAUCUGAAUCACCCAAACAGUCAAAACUUCUGCAUCAAGUUGUAGAACAACUGGAGAAAGUCCACUUUGUCACGGAUGUGCUAUCUAAAGGAGACACAAAAUUCAUGGGUGUCUGUCAGCUGCUGAAUAAAGAAGAUGGAACAGCCUAUCCACACAGGAGGAUUGAUAUCCGGCUUAUCCCCAAAGAUCAGUAUUACUGUGGUGUGCUGUACUUCACAGGAAGUGAUAUAUUCAAUAAGAACAUGAGAACUCAUGCUCUGGAAAUGGGCUUCACCAUCAAUGAGUACACAAUCCGUCGCUUGGGUGUCACUGGAGUUGCUGGGGAGGCCCUACCAGUCGAAUGUGAAGAAGACAUCUUUGACUAUAUCCAGUGGAAGUACCGAGAGCCAAAGGAUCGCAGCGAAUAACUAACUGCUUGUCCGGGUUUGUAAUGUAGAGAGAUGUUUU